Molecule: messenger RNA, 720 nt
Organism: Chlorocebus sabaeus (green monkey)
Lineage: Eukaryota; Metazoa; Chordata; Mammalia; Primates; Cercopithecidae
Source: RefSeq, a predicted model, not a curated record
AUGGGACUGACCUUAUCUGUACGAGCUUUUCCUGGGGCCUGUGGAGCGGGCAGUCCAAGCUGGGUGUGGGUCCCAGAGCAGCACAAGGCAGUCCCACUCAAGGAAAGGGCCCAGUCAAGGCCCCCGGGCACACCCAGGCAGAGUGACAGAAGGGGAGGGAAAGAGGCCAGCGGGAGGGAAGGGAUAAGGUCGUGUGAGGUCGUGGAGGAGGAGGAGGCCAUUCGCAUUUCUGCCAGGCACCUGUUACUCCCAGUGCCAGGAAGGCUGAGAAGUGAAGAACACACAGCAAAGUCUUCUGAUGGGGCCGUUAAGCUCAGCCAGUGUAGAGUCCACCCUCACCCGAGACACUCAAUGUAGCUCAGUCACCGCACAGCACUCUGCAGUAGUGGACAGGUGGGGGCAGCCAAAGCCUGCCCAGCCAGCAGCCAGGAGACUGGGCCUAUACUUCCACCAACCCACACCCCUGCUCUGCCAUCCCUGUGGCUGGUGCCGGGGAAGUGGACCUGCCAGAGCCCGUCUGUUCCUGUCUGUCGGCCGACGUGCCCGGCAAUUCAGGAGGAGCCUAGUGGGCCGAGGCUGGGGGAGGGCCGGGAGGGUGGGAGGAGGAGUGAAAUAUAGAAUAAGGGGGCCUGCAAGGCGGCUGGGAAUAAGGGGCCUGCAGGCGGCUGGGGUGCCCCAGAACAAAUGCAUUUGCCUCAGGCCUUUGCCCCGUUACUCUAG